AUGGAAAACAACGUCGUACCUAUUCCUCCAGUGGAUUCGUGUGCUGCAGGCUACCGGUUCUAUCAAUGCAGCGAUGGAGGCUUCUCAGGCUGUUGCUCCAUUGACCCUUGCGAUAUCAAAGUCUGCCCUGUCGAAAGCAGUCCAUCUAGCAGGUCUCAGACAGCAACUAUUCCAUCGACCACCUCUGCAGAAAGCAGUAUUUCCACGGGCAUGACAGUCCCAGCGUUGACGAUUGGAUCUCCUACCUACUUGGCACCCUUGACUACCACUGCCACUGUCACUGCAUCUUCUCUAUCCGGUACCAGUUCGUCUAGCGGCCCUUCUUCCUCUGUACAUGCUUCUUCGUCCGGUCGAGUCAACACCAGCGGUGCCAUUAUUGGAGGGGUUGUCGGCGGUGUGUUAGUUCUCAUCAGUCUGAUUACUGCAAUCCUGUUCUGGUCUCGAAUGAGAAAACGGCCACGCACACUACACCAUGAUCAUGAAAAAUGGACAAAUGACGAGACUUUAUCGAGUGGGCGUGGCUAUGGAGACUCCAUCUUUGAUUCGUAUCUUUCAAACGGAAACAAUGAUGCUGUUGAUCCUAAAAAGUAUGAAAAAUUGACACCAAUGAGCGAUGACACCAACACCAACAACAACGUCCCUAUCAAGCUGACACAACCAUCUCCUUGCAUCUUUGCCGAACCACGGAUCGUCGAGUCAACCACCGGUUCUUCUUCUACAAAGUACUUUCAUAUUCCCAGCUCAUCCUCACCUCGCUUCUUCAAGUACGUUGACAGCAGCAGCAACCCAUCCGCUAGCUCUCUCCACAAGAGCUGUUCUGCGCAGACGGAGUUUUCCGAUUCAAGUGGACAGAUCAGCAUCGCUGGAGGAGUCCCGGUUCCCCGCAGCACCAGAAGUGUAUCGGGACAAUGA
Talaromyces rugulosus is the source of this 912-nucleotide messenger RNA. RefSeq lists its product as uncharacterized. The record is from RefSeq and is a predicted model, not a curated record. NCBI's taxonomy places the organism in Eukaryota, Fungi, Ascomycota, Eurotiomycetes, Eurotiales, Trichocomaceae. Bases 1 to 912 code for a protein of 303 amino acids. The transcript has 2 exons.